Molecule: messenger RNA, 2706 nt
Organism: Rasamsonia emersonii CBS 393.64
Lineage: Eukaryota; Fungi; Ascomycota; Eurotiomycetes; Eurotiales; Trichocomaceae
Exons: 4
Coding region: 1-2706 (901 amino acids)
Biological process (GO): transmembrane transport
Molecular function (GO): transmembrane transporter activity
Source: RefSeq, a predicted model, not a curated record
AUGAGUACUUCAGUGCACACCCUCCUCAACAACCUAGUUGUAGUGCCAGAUGGGCCCCAUAUUAGUGGGGAUUUCCCAGUGGACACCAAUGUGCUAGCCAAGUUCCCCGAGGGCACAAGGAUUAUCUCUGCCAAUCGAUUUGGCACUUCGGCCUGGACAAUCACUGCCCAUCUCGUUGUCAGGCUCCCUGAUGGCACUGAGUCGCACUAUUUCCUGAAAUGCGCAACUGAAGAAGCAGGGCGUGUGAUGAUGGAAGGCGAGUUCAAUUCCAUGUCGGAGCUGUACAAGACCAUGCCCAACUUCGUCCCCAAGCCCCAUUCGUGGGGCAAAUACCAGAUCGACCAUCCUCCAACCUACUUUUUCUUGUCGCAGUUUAUCGAGAUGAGUGACCGAGUUCCGGAUCCGAACAAGCUGUGUUCGAAAUUGGCCCAACUGCACCAGAAUAGUGUGUCACCGACAGGGAAAUUUGGCUUCCAUAUCACGACAUGCCAGGGCCGAAUCCCUCAGGCGGUGUCUUGGGAGAGCAGCUGGACUGUUUUCUUUACCAAGCUCUUGCAACAUGUCUUGGAUCUUGACACGGAGACCAAUGGCUACUGGGAGGCAUUUGACAUGCUCGCAAAGAGGAUUAUAUCCCAUGUCAUCCCACGACUAAUCGGGGCCCUGGAACGAGAUGGGCGGAGUGUGAAACCAUGUCUGAUCCAUACCGAUCUGUGGGAGGGAAACACGGGGACUUCUUAUGAGACUGGCGACAUAUACAUAUUCGACGCGGCUGCCUUCUACGCUCACAAUGAGAUGGAAAUUGGAGACUGGCGAUGCAACUAUAACAAGAUCCACAACAAGAUCUAUACCAAGACCUACUUGCGGUAUCUUCCACCCAGCGAACCUCUCCAGGAAUGGGAUGACAGGAACCGCAUGUAUUGUAUCUACUACAAUGUCAUCUAUUCUGUCAACCAUCGAAGUCAGGGGACGGCAGUUCGGCAGACGGCGUAUGAUGAUAUGUAUUAUCUGAUUGACAAAUAUGCUCCUUUCCCGGAAGGUGCUGGACCUGCAAGGCUGAGCCCGUCUGAAAGAGCUUCUCUUAUAGCAAGCGGAGGUAGAACAAACUGGAAAACUCCUGAUACAGCGGCCAUGGCUGCUGUCGAAAAGGGACCAAUAAACAAUGCUCACAGCGAGCCUUCCAAACAGGAAAUUACGCAGAAAGCAGAAGAACAUCGUCAAGCUGGCUCACCUGCAACUGCGACACCGACAGAGACACCUCCUACUCCAUACACCACCUUCACAGCCACUGAGAAGCGUCUUCUUACUUUGCUUGUUGGUCUUGCCACCAUUACCUCGCCCCUCACGGCCACCAUCUAUUUCCCAUUGCUGCCUCUGCUCAGAACGCAUUUCCAUGUCUCCGGCCAGGCGAUCAAUCUCACCUUGACAAUAUAUAUCAUCUUCCAGGCCUUGUCACCGGCGAUCUUCGGGCCAUUGUCGGAUUCCCUUGGCCGCCGGCCGUUAUAUCUCUUGACGCUCUCCAUCUACGUGAUGGGGAACCUGGGGCUAGCAAUUAACAAGAACAGCUACGGUGUCUUACUCGCCUUUCGAGUGCUGCAGAGUCUCGGGGCUAGUGCCGCGUUUGCGAUCAGCUAUGGCGUUGUGGCCGACGUCUGCGUGCCAAGUGACAGAGGAAUCAUGCUUGGCAGAGUCAGCAUGGCCUUGAAUCUGGGGACAUGUGUUGGACCGAUCGUAGGGGGUUUCGUAGCGUACAAAAGUGGAAGCUAUCAGUGGGUCUUCUGGGCGUUGGUUAUUGUCGGGGGAAUUUUGAUACUGAGUGUUGGCGCUCUGCUUCCUGAGACAGCCAGAAGUAUUGUGGGCAAUGGCAAAAGGCAGAACUGGUGGGAAGAAAGCUGGUGGACGCUAGUCAUGAGGUUUUUCAAAGCCCAGAGGAUGGAUGAGGUGGGCGCAACAUGGAGACAAGAUGCCUCUCGCAGGUGGCAUAUUCCAAAUCCAUUGGCUUGCUUACGCAUUAUCUUCUACUGGGACACCUUUCUCUGUCUGUGGAUACACGGAUCUUUUUAUGCCGUGGACUACUCGCUUGCUGCCGCGGUCCCCGAUAUCUACAAAGAUAUCUACCGGUUUAACGAGCUCCAGAUCGGUCUAUCGUAUCUGCCUCGCGGCGGAGGGAUUAUCGUUGGAGGCUACUGCAACGGCAAACUCAUGGACUACAAUUACCGCUUUAUCGCAAGACAGCUAGGCUGGACGGUCGACCGCGUAUCCGGCGAUGAUCUCUCGCGCUUCCCCAUCGAGCGUGCGCGAUCCAGAGGUAGCUUGACACUACUUGCCAUAUCGACCGCAACGCUGAUCGGAUAUGGAUGGGCGGUGACCAAGCACGCACAUGUCUCGAUUCCGUUGAUCCUGCAAUUCGUCCAAGGGUUCUGGGGGACGUGUUUCUACACGACCUACAACACGCUUCUUGUUGAUCUGUUUCCGGAGAGUCCGAGUACGGCGGCUGCUGCGGCAAGCAUCACUCGAUGUGCAAUGGCUGCUGUCAGUGUUGCUGUCCUGCAGCCACUGCUGAAUGCAGCAGGUAGAGGCUGGUACUUUACAGUGUUAGGGAUCUGGAGUGGUAGCUGUGGAGUUGUUGCGGUCUGUCUCAUCAGAAAGAAGGGAAUGCAUUGGAGGACAGAGAGGCUCGCAAGGAGAGAUAACACGGCAGUUGCCUAG